UUGUUCAUUUCACGUUGUCCAGUGUGCCCGGCGUUUGUUUCUCGGCGUCCUGUACGUUUUGUCAUGUAUUUGCAAUUUGCUACGUUAAUAGGAAUUUUUAUCAGUCAUGCAAUUCAGGUAACAGCGCAGGAUUUUCUAGGAUGUGGUGGAUUUGUAAAAUCUGAUGUGGAAAUAAGCUUUUCGAGGGUGGAGGUUAAACUUUACACCAAGCAAGGAAGUCUAAAAUACCAGACUGACUGUGCUCCUAACAAUGGUUAUUUUCUGAUUCCCAUUUAUGAUAAGGGAGAUUUUAUUUUAAAAGUAGAACCACCGAUAGGAUGGACAUUUGAUCCUAGUACUGUUGAGUUGAGUAUUGAUGGUAAAUCGGACCCAUGUAGUAAAGGAGAAGAUAUCAAUUUCAAAUUCAAUGGAUUUUCAAUAAAUGGCAGGGUAAUCAGCAAGGGAAUGUCAGAAGGGCCAGCCGGAGUCAGAAUAUCACUUAAAAAGAAACCAUCAAUGGAUGUACUUCAAGAAAUCCUGACUGAUAUUGGUGGAAAAUAUGUAUUCAGUAAGGUGAUGCCCGGUGAUUACAUUGUAACAGCGUCUCACCCACUUUGGAAAUUUGAAACUUCAACAGCUAAGUACACAGUGACAAAGGAGAAUGGUAACCUUGGUGACCAACUUGUUGUCAAUGGCUAUGAUGUAAAUGGUGAGGUUCGUAGCGAAGGUGAAGCAAUACAGGGUGUGGCUUUUUUGUUAUUUUCAAAUAACGUUCAGAAACAGGACAUACACGGAUGUGAUUUUACACCGGUUAAAGGCUUUACCAGUGCAGAACAAUCUAAGUUACUUUGCAACGUAGAAUCAGAUAAAAAUGGUAAAUUUCUCUUUCCUAGUCUACCAUCGGGACACUAUUGGUUGAUACCAUUUUACAAAGGGGAACAUAUUACAUUUGAUGUUGUACCCGACAAACUAAACUUUGAUGUGUCAUUUGAAAGUGUCAAGCUUGAGCCCAUUUUCCAAGUGGAAGGAUUUUCAGUGACUGGAAAAGUAUUGGACAGGGUCAAGGGUUCUGGUCUCUCUGGAGUCUCCAUUAAGCUGGAUGGUAAACCACAGACACUAAGUGAAGCAACUGGCAUGUACAGACUGGAUAAAGUUACAUCAGGUUCCUAUGUAGUGGAAGCCCAGAUAGAUGAUGUGUUCUUUGAUGCAAUGACAGUGAAAAUUACACCAAAUACGCCACAGUUGCCCGAUAUUACAGCUAUGAGUUUUAAUCUGUGUGGCAAAGUCAUCCUCGAUGCUGUUCCAGAAAAUUUUCCAAUGGCAGCAGAAAGACAAGUUACCUUUAACCUUGCAGGGAGUGACCAUGUGACCACCUUGACAGCCAAAGCUGAUGGUAGUUUCUGUUCUCCGGUGAAACCUGGCAAUUAUGUGAUUAAGGUGAUUGUGAAGGAUACUGAAGCAGAAGCCGGUUUAAAAAUCAUACCAGCACAGCAUAGUGUAACGAUAACCAACAAACCUUUCAAGGAUGUCAUAUUUACGCAGUUUAAAGCUAAAGUUACAGGACUGAUCAAAUGCCUAGGUGUCUGUGGUAGUCUGUCCAUCAAUGUAGCAAGUAAAGACCGUGAUGGCGAUGAAAGAUCAGUCCAGAUAUCACAAGGCACCAAACAAGCUUCGUUUAUUAUCAAUAACGUACUACCUGGGAAAUAUAUCGCUACAGUAAUUCAGGACGAGUGGUGCUGGAAAGAAAAGACGGUGCAGUUUGAAGUUGUUGAUAAAGAUGUUGGAGGUGUUGAGUUCGUCCAAUCUGGUUUUGUUAUGAAAUGUACAACAUCUCAUAGCAUGAUAUUGGAGUAUGUGCAUACAGCUACUAGCAAAAGUGGUGGCAAGCUGACUGCUGACAAAGGAUUGAAUCAGUUUUGCUUACUGCAGUCUGGACAGUAUACAUUUACACCACAUUCAUGUCAUCAGUUUGAACGUGAUGUUUACACGUAUGAUACCGCAUCCAAUGAAAUAUUGGCGUUUACAGCUGUCAAACACUUGGUGAGUGGCACUCUAGUAACUAAUGAGCGGGUACAGGAUAUGAUUCUCACUAUACAGUCAUCCAUUGAGACUGAACCACCAAUCAACAUCACACCUCUCAAGUCAAAACAAGAAAUUGAAAGAGAUGAGAAAGUGAAACAAAGCCCCUCAGCUGGCAAAGAUGAGAAGAACAAAAAUAAGUCUAAAGAGUCCAAAAUGGCUGACCUGAAAGGACCCUUUACAUAUGAGUAUUCAUAUUAUGCACGGAGUGCUGAGAAGCUCAUCAUUACGCCAUCCUCGGCGGAAUUCUUAUUUUACCCACCUCUCCAUGAAGUCACUGUACUAAGUGAAAGCUGUCCUACAGUUGUACCACCAUUUGAAGGCAGAUUAGGAGUGUUUCUUGUCGGUAGCAUUGUACCUGCACUGAGGGAUGUUGAUAUCACGAUUACACCAGAGAGCCCAGCCAGUGAUGUACACAAUAUACUCAUCAAGACUGAUGACACAGGAAAGUACAGAGUUGGUCCAUUGCAUGAUAGCUUACAGUAUGGAGUAAGUGCCAACAAGGAAGGUUACAUUCUGACUGCCAUUGAUGGGAAACACGGCUCAUUCAAAGCUUUUAAACUCGGUGAAAUCAUUAUUGAGGUUUUUGAUGAAGAUGAGACGCCUCUGCAGGGGGUCUUGUUAUCUCUAAGUGGGGGUAAUUUUCGCAGCAACAAUUUGACCCAGGAUAAAGGACUGAUGCAUUUUGGGAAUCUGAAACCAGGACAGUAUUUCCUUCGUCCUAUGAUGAAAGAGUACAAAUUUGAACCCAGUUCUCAGAUGAUGGAGGUUUUGGAGGGAACUACUGUCAAACUACAAAUCAAAGGCUUUCGUGUUGCGUUUAGUUGUUACGGCAGAAUUAUGUCGUUAAAUGGUGAACCAGAGCCUGGCAUCUCUAUACAAGCAUUGGGCAUUGACAAUUGCGGGGAGAUAUUAGAAGAGACGAUAUCUGAUCACGACGGGACCUUCCGAAUGAGGGGACUACAGCCACAAUGCACUUAUGAACUGAAGGUUACCAUAGGAGAAGAGAAUGGUCAUGUUGCAAGAGCUGCUCCAGAGCACCGCAUUAUUAAGGUUGAAAAUCAAGACAUCACUGAUGUUCGCAUCAUAGUAUUUAGGAAGUUCAACCAGUUUGACAUUGGUGGUAAUAUUAUAACUGCUGUGGAACAUUUGCCGACUUUAAAACUUUUAUUAUUCAGUGAAGACAACCAAGACUCAGCAUUGCAUACUUUGACACUGGGCACUAAUCAUUUCUUUCAAUUUCCUACACUGCCAAUUGAUGGCAUGAGAUAUAUUAUAAAAGUAGAGUCGUCUCUGGCCAAGUCUAAUUUUGACUACACACUGCCAACAGUUAGUUUCACUACAGAAGGUUAUCAGAAACACGUCACAUUGAAGUUUGAACCAAAGCGGCGUAAUUUGGAUCAAGAGAUUGGGCAAGGUUCUUAUAUAACAUUACCCUUAAUAUUACUUGCGGUUUAUGUCGCAUACAACCACACAAAGAUUCGUCCAUACAUUCAGCAGUUCGCGAAAAGUAUUCCAGUUGUCAAGCCAACAUUCUCAAAACCAACUAUAGCAAAAGAAGAAAUUGAACCAGAAGAGACAGUAAAAUACCGCAAGAAAGUUAAAACAAGGAAAACUUAGUCAUUCGCUAAGUCUCAAAUACUUCUCAACUGUGAACUCAUUUUUGACUGUAUGGAGAAGAUUUUAUUGGUUAUGCUGUUUUUAUCUGUUUAGAAAAUGGCAAUGUGUUGGGCAUUACAGGCUGCCAGCCAACUUCAAGUCACUCAAGUUGUCAAGUUUGAUGUGGGACCCAUGGAACAUUGUUUAUAAAAAAAAAAUUCUGCCCAGGUGACGCUGGCACGUAAUCAUGAUGAACUAAAUGUGUAAAUAAAUUAUGUGAAGUAAAUAUUGCCCUCUUGUGACAACACCCACAUUAACUGUUCUUUUUACUAAUUUGAAGUUAUGUCACACACCCUGGGAUAAAUGAGUUCACAAAUUAGUACCGGUAUAUGCAAUACAAUUCUUCUUUUUUUUUGUAUUUAAUUAUUUCAUUUCAUGGUGUAUUUUUUGUUAAAUGUCAAUGGAAAUAAAUACUGGGUUUUUACACUUUCA
This is a messenger RNA of Saccoglossus kowalevskii, 4149 nucleotides long. RefSeq names its product nodal modulator-like protein. Gene Ontology annotation, molecular function: carbohydrate binding. The record is from RefSeq and is a predicted model, not a curated record. Gene Ontology annotation, cellular component: endoplasmic reticulum membrane. NCBI's taxonomy places the organism in Eukaryota, Metazoa, Hemichordata, Enteropneusta, Harrimaniidae.